This is a messenger RNA of Caenorhabditis auriculariae, 8475 nucleotides long. NCBI's taxonomy places the organism in Eukaryota, Metazoa, Nematoda, Chromadorea, Rhabditida, Rhabditidae. The record is from the annotation of a GenBank genome assembly.
AUGGUCAAAAAGAAGGAAUCACUUGAAAAGCCAAAAGUUGUGAAAGUUGAAGCUGACAAGGUGAAAAAGGUGAAUUUUUAGGUGGAAAAUUGAAUCUUGAGAGAAUUUGUUCAGGUUAAACGGCCUUGGAGGAACAAGGUUCGAAAAUUGGCUAAAAAAGCUGCUUUGGCCGUAUUAACGGAAGAUGUUCCGAAAAUUGGGGUCAAGGUGAGAAAUUUUCGCGAUUUUCGGUUGUUUUUUUGAAAAAAAGUUAGUGAAAUUGUAACUUGAACCCCCAAAAAACAGAAUUCUAAAUUUUUUUGAAAAAAAGGCAACUAAAUUUGAUGAAUUUCUUACCUUAUCUUAUCAAUGUAAUUUGAAAAAUUUGGAAAUUUCAAAUAUUAGAUUUUUUUCAAAAUUCCAUUUUUUUCUAGAAGUUUGAAGUAGUGAAUUUCUAUUUAUUUAACGUUGAAUUCAAAGAACCUGUUAAUUAAUUUUUUUAGAAUCGCUACAUUCUAUGAAUUUUCUAUCAAUAAAUAACUUGUUCAUAAAUUUUUCCUGAGAAAUUUGAAGUACUAUUUUUAUAAAAUCUUGAGGUUGAUAUUUUAGAAUGAAGUUCAAGUUAAACCACAAAAAUAUUUCAUAUUCAAUGAGAUUUCAUUUUUCCAGCAAGGAACCGGGGAAAGUGCAGCGGCCAAGAAACGGAAAGCCCAUCGGCGAAAAAAACAGUUUUUGAAGACGAAAACCGAUGAAAAUGCGGAAAAAGUGGAAGUCGAAGAGCCGACGGACGUUCUGACAGAGAGCAAGAAGCGUCUCGAGGCCGGCAGAUUCAGGUUUUUUCGAAGAAUGAGAAAAAUAAUAUAAAAAUUUAGUUUGUUUGGGUAAAAAUUGAACGAAAAAUUAAAAAAAAUUAAGUUUUUGAAGGUUUUAUUGAAUGUAAAUUCGAAAAAUAAGUAGAUAAGUAAGGUUCAAAUGAGGCUUUAGGUUUUAAAUUGAUAAAAAUCGAGAAUGAGAGGUAAACUUUGAGGUCAAAAUUUAAAAACGGAGAAUUGGAGUAAAUAACUAAGGACCAUUUUAAAAAAAGUUUCGAAAAAUCAAUAAAUAAGCAAUUUUUGAUCGAAAUGCAAUAAAAAAUGAGCUAGAGAAAUGAGCAAAAUUGUCAAAAUAAGGUGUAGGUAAAGCUAAUUGAAAGAAAAAUCGGAAUGAAAUCAAUAUGAAGGAAAAAAAAAACCCCAUUCUUUAAAGGUUUCUCAACGAAAAGCUCUACACGAUGUCCGGUUCGGAUGCCCUCGAAUUUUUCAAGGAAGACCCCCAAUCUUUCCAAUGUUAUCACAAAGGCUUUGCUGAUCAAGUUUUCUUCAGAAAAUGAAGCUUAAGACUGAAAAAAUAAAAUAAAAUUCAGACAAAAAAAUGGCCAAUUGACCCGGUAAAAGAGUUGAUUCGGUGGCUGAACGGCGGCGUUUCCGACGGCUCAGUUAUUUUGGAUUUGGGCUGCGGGGAGGCGAAAAUUGCUGCUGCUGUUGGUCAUCGUUACAAGGUGAUUAAAAGGAAAAAUUGAUGAAUUUUGGAAUGAAAAAAGCUGAAAAAUUGGCCGAAAAACUGGGUUUUUAGGGAUAUUUAGCGAAGAGAAGUUGAAAAAGCAAUUUUCUAGUUUGAUUAUUGGUUAAAAUCAUUUUUUAAGAGGAAUACGAACAAAAAGGGAGAAAACGGGAAUUUCUGCAAUGAAAUAAAUUUUUUUAAUGGAAAGUCAAAAUUGGACUUCUAUAGACAUCUCUCUACAUAGUCCGAAAAAAAAACGAUAAAAAAGCUCAAAAUGAGCUUGAGCGAGAGAUCAACGACGGCCUGAAGAGACGCCAGACAGUGAGAGAUCUUAACUGGUCUGGUGUCUCUUCUGCGAGCUGUUGAUCUCUCACUCUUCAUCUUUUUCUUUUUUUUUCCAAAAAAAAUUCCGCUUUCCUCGAUUAUUCAUGCAACUUUUUAACGCGAGGGAAACGAAUUUCGAAACGAACCAAUAUUCGUGUCAAGACCCUCACUGAAAAAUGUCUAAAAAUCUUCAUUUUUCCAGGUUCGAUCCUUCGACCUUCUGUCCAUAAACGAACGGGUUGAAGCCUGUGAUAUGGCCCAUUUGCCCGUGGAGGAAUCUUCGGCUGACGUCUGCAUUUUCUGUCUUUCUCUGAUGGGCACCAACCUUCAGGACUACAUCAAGGAAGCCUAUCGAGUCUUGAAAACCGGGUAAUUAUCCAUAGAGCGCAUAUAAUCCUAUCAGAGCGGCCAUCUUUUGAUUUUCAAAAUUUUCUUGUUGAUUUUAGUCGUAUUUUUUUUUUGAGCCUUCCGUUUCACUCACAUAGCUCAAUUUUUUAUUUAUUGUCAUUUCAUUUGAAUUAUCAAAAUCUUAUCCAUGGAGCGUAGAUUGGCUUUCUAGCAUGGCUAUUUUUACACUUAAAAGUUUUGUUUGAAAAAUGAUUAGUAGAAGCUUGAUUUUUUUAUAUUUCCAGAAAAUUACGUGAAAACGGGGUGAUUAUAUCGGAUAAUUAUCCAUAGGGCGCAAAUAAGACUUCUGAAAGCGGCCAUUUUUGAGUGGAUUUUUUGAGUUGUCAUCUAUUUUCUUAUUCUCCACGAUUUUUCCAGAUUUUUACUUCCAUCUAACAGCUUUAUUGACCAUUUGUAGUCAUUUUAUUGGAGUUCUCAAAAUUUAUUCAUGGAGCGUACAUUAGCUUUUUUUGGAGAGGCUAUCUUUUCUCUUUAACGUUUUUUUGAUUUAAUAAUUAUUGGUAGAAGCUUCACUCUAUAUUUUCGAUAUUAAAAAAAUCAAAUGGUAGUUUCGAAUGUACAUAAGAAAACGAUAUAAGAAAGUAACGAAACGAAACUUUUUUUUAUUUUUCAGAAAAAUGAUAGUUUUGAGCCAUGUGACCGUGUCAUAUUCUGAACAUUUCUCGAUAAAAAUUGAACUUAUAAAUUCCAGAGGCAUUCUGAAAAUAGCUGAAGUCACGAGCCGAAUACCGAAGGUCAAGCUUUUCUGCGAAGCCAUCACCAAAAUGGGAUUUGAAGCGAAAACCGGGGGACAGGUUUUUGAUACAAAUUCAAUAGAAAAUGAUGAAAAUUGCGGUUCAGAAAAGCCUCGGCGACUAUUUCACAAUGUUCGAGUUCAAAAAAGCCGGGAAAAUCACGAAUAAACGGCCGUUUGGACUGAAAUUGAAGCCGUGUUUGUACAAAAAAACGUUAAAAUUUAUGAGAUUUUUUUGUUGAUUUUGUUGUUUUUCUGUUGAUUUUAGAUGUUUUCCAAGAGUUUGCGAUACAUUUUUUUGUCAUUUCGUUUUUUUAGAAAAUAGAUAUGAAAUCAGUUAUUUUGAAUUUCAAACUCUUGGAUUUCAUUUUUCGAAUCUUCAUUGUUGUUUUUUUGCAUCAUAAAUAUUGAAUUUCAUUCAUUUCGUUGUUGAAAAAUUUUUCGAAGAAAGUUUCAAAGUUUUCUGAAAAUACCUUGUCAUAGAAUUUCAAUUUUUUUCAAGUCCUUAUAACAUUCUUUGAGCGAAAAAGCUCAUUUUUGGAUAUCAUCAUUUUUCGCAAAAGCUUCAUUAAAAGACAGCCGAAAUUGGCCCCAUUCCGUCAAAACUUGUCAAAUUUCUUAUGUUUCGACGCGACGCAUCGUCGUGAAUUUUUCAUUUGGGUUUCAGUGUCAGAGUUCGAAAAGACUUUUCUAGUCUACCCAUCAAAAUUUGGCUUUUUUUUUCUCGAUUGGAACCUUCAUUAACUAUUUUUCACUGAACUUCUGAGAUGAUUUUGUCUCUGUUUAUAGAUUUUUUCCUUUUAUAUUCCCAAUCGGCGAAAAAUUUUUCUGCUUAAAAAGCUGGAAAUAGUUGCAGGAUUCUUUGGUGCAUUUUUGCAAAAAUUUGGUCAACGUAGGUUUUUGAAAAAGAACCAAAUGGGGUGCAAUGCGCCCCACGGCAAUUGAAAUUUUUCCCCGCCAUUUUUUUGAAAAUUUAAAAAAAUUUAUGAAAAAAAUUUUGGUUCUUUAUUGAACUUCUUUUGGUUUUUUUACACGUUUUAUUGGAUGAAAGGCGAUUAAUUUUAUUGAAACUAGAGUUUCGGAGUUUUUUUGAAUCUUUCAAUUUACACUCUUGUAAAAAAAUUUUUAAAUGAAAAAAAUGUUGAAUAAAAAAAUUUUUCGAACAUUAUCUUAGGCGCAGGACUUUCGUGCAAAUUAAAACAAUUUAGAAAAAGAGUCCAAGUUUGAUAACUUUGUUAAAUUUGUUCAUAAUUUUCUUAAGCAUCUCAGCAAGGAUUAUUGACCAGACUAUAGAGCCCAGAACUCGGAAAAGAGAUUUUUUGCCAAUCUUUUUGAAUAGCGGUGAUUACUGUUUAUGAAACGACGUUAAUGAGCAGCCCCUUUGACACUUGUUCCAUAUUGAUUUGUUACAACAACUCUGUUAAACUUGGAACCUGUCCAAUAAAAGCCUAAGCCCCGGCCGUGUUUUAUGUGACACUCUUAAAUGGCUUCGUUUGAUGUGGGCGGCCGGCCCCACAAGAACACAUCAUAUGCGCUUUUUUUCGUUUUUAUUUUUCGCUCACAGCUUUUUCGCGGCUUUUAUGUCAAAGUGUUUUGGUAAAUCCUUGCUCGAAGGUUUAAAGGAGCGUUGAAGACUCGCAAAAAUGUCUCGAGGCGAGGAUCCAUUUUAAACGGCUGGUCAAGGCUCCUGCGCGUUUAAAUAUUCCAGCGAAUAUUUUUGAGCAAAUUAUUAAAUUGUUCUUUUCGAGAAGGAUUGGUCAAGAAUAGAGCAGGGGGAACCACACGGUCUCAAAUAAAUUAAUUUUAGAAAAUUUUCUAUUUUCAUUUUUUUUUUUCUAAAAGCAUAUUUUCUCUUUUUACUGUGAUUCUCUGGGAAAUAAAUGCUCAAAAGCUCAACCCUGGCUUUUUUUUUUGGAAUAUAAUUUGCGUGAGAAAUUAAAAAUUUUUUUUUUGGGACGUGGUUAAUACAGAAACUUUAAAGUUUAAAUUAGUGGGAAAUUUCUCCACUCCUGGGGUGUUUUUGUUGCCUUUUUUACUCUUUUUCUUCACCCGCUGAACCCAUUUUUAUUUUUCAAAUUUCGAGCAUUUUUGCGCUUUUACGAUCAUUUUUGAGUUCCAAAAUGACUUCUAAAUGAAAUUUGUUUUUCCAGGCUUUUUAGGAGAAUGGGAUGCGUUUCCAGUUCGGAAAAGAAGGAGGCCAAGCAGCGGUCGAAAUGGAUUGAUGACCAGGUUUUUCAAUAACAAAAAUAAAUAAUCCUCAAAACAUCUGAUUUCAGUUGAAAGAAGACGGAGAACGAGCCUCGAGAGAGGUUAAAUUAUUGCUGCUCGGAGCCGGAGAAUCCGGAAAAAGCACGAUCGUGAAACAAAUGAGGAUAAUCCACGAGGCCGGCUAUAAUGAGGAGGAGAGAAAGCUUUUCCGGCCCGUCGUGUACAGCAAUGUCACUAAUGUUGGUGGUUUUUCUCUUGGGAAAAUUGAAAAUUUUAAGCUUUUUUUUCGAUUCCUACACAUGAAAGUCAAAUCAUAGAUGAAAAAAAAGUUCUUCUAAGGGCCCUUAAAAUGAGGUGAAAAAGUGCCUCUAAAAGUGCCUUUUAAAAAGGCGUUUGAGCUCUUUUUACAUAGCCUUUGGAUCUCCUGGAAUAUUAUUAGAGCGGAAAGAUGCGAAAUAAAAAUAUCUGGGACCCUUAGAAAAUCUUUUAUGAAGCUUUAAGCAUUCUCCGUUUUUUAGCGGUUAGAGAAUUUUCGGCGAUUUUUUCCUAGGUAUUUUUGUGUUUUUUCUCGCAUCAUUUCAAAGAAUUUUCGGAUAGAAAAGGUAUUUUACUCGAAAAUUCAGAGAUAUUCUAGGUUAAAUCGAUUUUUCAACUUUUUGCCUUAAAUUUCGUAUCUUCAAAACCUUGGGGGAUUUCAAAAUUACUUUUGUUUUUUUCUCGGUAUUUUUUUCCUUUGAGGCUUUUUUUCCUGACUCGAAGCUUGUUCUAUCCACGUCCUCGGAAUUUUUCAGAGUUUACUCGCGAUCGUCAGAGCGAUGGACACCCUGAAAGUCACAUUCGAUGAUCCUAACCGAGUCGCCGACGGACGGAAAUUCCUCACAUUGAUCCAUCAAAUGGACGAAGGGGAACUGUCGCCCGACCUAGCCCUGGCCAUGAAAAAACUCUGGGCCGACGUCGGGGUUCAAACUUGUUAUUUGAGGUGUUUUAUACGUUGAAUCUGUAUUUUUUUAUUUUGCCAAAAAAACGAAAAAAAUUCAAUACAGCUACAAAAUUUUCUCAAUUAAUUUUUUUCUUUUUCCUCCUUCUCCUCGCACCUGAUGAUUUUCCCUGUUUCCUAUCAGUUGAUAGUAAAAAAACACACUUUUUCGAUUUUUUUAAUCAAGUGAUAAGAGUUGUUUAUAUUUACCAAGUAAAAAUUAUUGUUUAUUGAGGUCUUUAGCUUAGGCCUCUUCCUUUUUUCACCCUUUUUUAAGGCUUUUAAGGCCACAAAGAAAGAAAGGCUCAAAAAAGGCCGCAAAACGAAACCCUUUUAGCGGGCAUUUUGCUCCCGUUUUCCGCACUUGCGGUUUUGGCAGUGUUGACAUAAUUUUUCUUCAGAAAUGUAAACUUCAAGUUUUCAACCUGUAUACAAUUUUUUCCCUUCCAGAAAAAUAUUUUUCAUAAUUUUAGGUCGAGAGAAUAUCAACUGAACGACUCGGCCGCUUAUUAUUUGAACGCGAUCGAUAGGAUCUCCCAAGUUGAUUAUAUCCCAACUCAAGUUUGUCUUUUCUUCUUGGAAAAUGAAUCUGUGCCGGGUUCAAAGUGAUUCCGCCAAGUUCAAAAAAACCGUCAGAGAAAGAUAAAGAUAACUAAUUUUUUUGGAGAGUUAGAGAUAAUUUUGGAUUUCUUUGUACACGGUACUAUGAACUUUUGUAACUUUUGAAAAAAAUCAAAAUUUAGGAUGAUAUAAUCCGGUCCCGAGUGAAAUCCACAGGAAUCGUUGAGACCCAUUUUACCUACAAGGAUUUGUUCUUCAAGUAAGUUUUUAGUUUAUCCAAAAGUGUUUAUUUAAAGGCACAUGGCGUAGGUCAAGUUAUGCUCCUUUAAAUUUUUUGAAUAACCGAUUUUUCAUCAUCCAGAAUGUUUGACGUCGGCGGACAGAGAAGCGAGAGGAAAAAGUGGAUGCACUGUUUCGAAGGCGUCACGGCGAUCAUCUUCUGCGUGGCGAUGAGCGAGUACGACAUGGUCCUGGCUGAGGAUGCCGAAAUGGUAAAAAGAUCAAAAAAAUUUUAGAAAUCGAUCUAUUUCAAUUAAAAUUUCCGGAGUAAUAGUAGGUUCAUUUCUGUGAGCUUAGAGCGCUGAGAUUUAAAAAUUUUCAAGAUUUUGAGAAAAAUAAAUUUUUUUCUGACCUUUUUUUCAAGUCGUAAUAAACAAGUUAUGAGCUCGAAAAACAUUUUUUUAUUAUUCAUAAAAAAAUUCCAAUUUUCUUUGAUUUCUAUUCUGUGAACCAUGAAAAAAAUAAAUGAAAAGUUCGAAUUUGACUGAAUUUUCUAAGGAAAUCAGAACGAAAAAUUUGAGAAUUUUUCGUACCGAGACUAUUAUAAAAUUCUCAGAUGCUCCUUUAAAAAUUAAUGAUUAUUUCAACAAUUUCUAAUUUUUUUAUAGAACCGAAUGAACGAGUCGAUGAUGCUGUUCGACUCGAUCUGCAACAACCGAUGGUUCACGGAAACUUCCAUAAUUCUCUUUUUGAACAAGAAAGAUUUAUUCGAAGAGAAAAUUCGCCGAUCACCCCUCUCUUUCUGCUUCCCCGAGUAUAAAGGUUUGCGCGAAUUAUUUUUUCGAGAAAUUCCGGUCAUUUUCAGGAUCAAAUACCUAUGAGGAAGCCUCGGCCUACAUCCAAUUGAGAUUCGAAACACUGAAUAAACGACGCGGAGGCCAAAAGGUUUUUUUUUUUUUGAAAAGUUAUAUUUUGUUGUUGUUGUGCAUACACCUCCGACGCAAAAUCGCAUACUCUAAUUUUUUUUUUCGAUUUUUUUUUUCCUUCUUUUGAUCAGUUUCUUUAAAAUUUCGGUUUUUCUCAAUCACGGUCUUUUUGAAAAAAAAUUUCUCAAAAAAAGGAAAUCAUGUUUUUGGUGCAUACACCUUUGCCGCAAAACACAUACUCUCUUUUUUUUCAAUUUUUUUUUUUACAAUUUUGACCAAUUUUUUUUUUUAAUUUCAGUGUUUUCUUGUCACGUUUAUUUUAAAAAAAUAUUCUCGGAAAAACCAAGUUAUGAUGUAUUUGGGGCAUACAACUUUGACGCAAAAUCACAUACUCUUAUUUCUUUUUUUUUUUGAAUUCUCAUCAUUUCAAUAAAAUUUAUUCAAUUUUCCAGGAGAUCUACACGCAUUUCACCUGCGCCACUGAUACCAACAACAUACGCUUCGUUUUUCGACGCCGUCACGGAUAUUAUUAUCAGAGAAAAUCUUCGUUUGUGUGGUCUUUAUUAACUUUUUCUAGUACUAAUUCCGAUACUUUUCCAUAG